This is a messenger RNA of Oryza brachyantha (malo sina), 1163 nucleotides long. RefSeq lists its product as uncharacterized. Gene Ontology annotation, biological process: protein ubiquitination. NCBI's taxonomy places the organism in Eukaryota, Viridiplantae, Streptophyta, Magnoliopsida, Poales, Poaceae. Bases 1 to 810 code for a protein of 269 amino acids. The record is from RefSeq and is a predicted model, not a curated record. Gene Ontology annotation, molecular function: zinc ion binding; ubiquitin-protein transferase activity. The transcript has 7 exons. Gene Ontology annotation, cellular component: membrane.
AUGGCGGAUCACUUCGCGCUGAUGGCUGGUCGGUUGCUUACGGAGUCGACGCUGCAGUCAGCCGUGGACGAGGCUCUUGCUGUUGCUGUCGCUUCCGUGAAGAUAGUUCAUGAUCAGCCUGACGUUUCUGUUGAUCAUGAAGAUGCUCAAGAUGGAAGACCAAAGAGUGGUGUCAUGGUUGAAUGCAGGAUCUGCCAGGAAGAAGGUGACGAGUCGUACAUGGAGACCCCUUGCUCCUGCAAGGGCAGCCUGAAGUACGCUCACCGUGCAUGCAUCCAGAGGUGGUGCAAUGAGAAGGGAGACACGAUAUGCGAGAUAUGCUUACAGCAAUUUACACCAAACUACACUACCCCCUUAAAGCUAUUUCGGUACGGAAGGAACCCAAUUAGCUUCAGGAGAGCUGGAGAAAGAUCAGACAAUAUCAGUGCUGAUCAUAGUGAAGAACAUGUUGUACAAACCUCAGAUCAAGCUUCCGGUGCAUCAAGUUUUGACUCACAGAAUUCCAGCCGAAAAGGCGUUUUCUAUUGCCGUGCAGUUGCCAUAUCUCUGAUGGUCUUGUUGGUGCUCCGUGAUGCGAUCUCACUUGUACUCGGCGAUCCUGAGGUCUACUCGAUGGCACUGUUCACUCUUUUGAUGAUUAGAACAGCUGGGAUCGUCAUUCCAAUCUACAUCAUCUUGGUAUCAGUUACCACAUUGCUCCAUCGGUACAGGCAACACCAGGCUGUGCAUGAGGCCCCGGUUUCAGAACCUGGAGGUGGAGAGGGCGUGCAGCCGAUGCCACCUCCACAGCAUGUCAUCAGCAUCCAGUAGCGAUCUGCUCGAGGAGAGUAGUAGUCAGGCUCGCUCUGUAAAUAUCUGAGGUAGCAGCCAUCAUUUAGAGUCGUUGAAUGAAGCUUGAGAUUGAGGAUGGAUGUGAUACGAGAAAAAAAACUACAAAAUUUAUUGGUUGUACGGCGAUUUGAUAGUAUCUUGUACAUAUGAAUUUAGAUAGACACUCAACUUCACCGACCAUGAAGAUGCGAAGUGAAGAUUAAGUGGGCUUGGUGUGUGUAUUACAAGACAAGAUGGAAAUUGGAGUGAAAUGCACAGGUUUACAUUAAUGUCAAAGAUCAAGCAUUUUUCUUUCAGUUGAAGCACAGAAAAAGCAAAGUAACACGAUACAA